CGCCUGUGCCUGGAAGGAGAGCAUGGCGCUGCCCACAGGGCUUCUUCUGGUUUGGGCCUGCUGGCUUCCCAGUGUCUUUGGCCACUGGUAUGAAGGUGAAAAGCCACCAACUGUAGAAACUGUAACUCAUUUUCCAGAAGUCAAAGGUGCCAAGUGCUUCUUUCCAUUCCACUACAGAAAUGGGAUUUUCUAUGACUGCGUCAAGUUCAAGGCUAAAGACAAGUGGUGCUCCUUAAACGAGACUUACCAGGGAUACUGGAAGUAUUGCUCUGAGGAAGACUUUGCAAAAUGUGUAUUUCCCUUCUGGUUCAGACGCAUGAUCUACUGGGAAUGUACUGAAGACGGGAAUGUGUUUGGGAGAAAGUGGUGUUCACUGACCCAGAAUUUUAACAAGGAAAAGGUCUGGAGAUAUUGCAGUUGAUGGUGAGACUUAUCGGGGAGGGGACGCAGAGGUUUAAUCAUGCUCCUGGGAAGGUAUCUUUUCUUUUGGGAAAGGAGGACCCUCAUUACAAGGGUUUUUUCUGCGCUAGGAAUUGAAGGUGAUCUGGCUGUGAGUAACUUGGAGUUUUGAUUAUGGGUUACAGGUUAUACAGGGGUUUUGCUGUGGAAACCGAUAGUGUAGCCUCAGCA
This is a messenger RNA of Manis javanica (Malayan pangolin), 630 nucleotides long. Lineage: Eukaryota; Metazoa; Chordata; Mammalia; Pholidota; Manidae. The record is from RefSeq and is a predicted model, not a curated record.